This is a messenger RNA of Lontra canadensis (Northern American river otter), 4048 nucleotides long. RefSeq lists its product as uncharacterized. Lineage: Eukaryota; Metazoa; Chordata; Mammalia; Carnivora; Mustelidae. The transcript has a single exon. The record is from RefSeq and is a predicted model, not a curated record. The coding region runs from base 282 to 4028 and encodes 1248 amino acids.
CACUCCCAGACCCUGCCACAAGGAGCACCACCCUCACCCCACAGCUGGCCUGAGUAGAGAGUAGUUAGUCCCCUGGAUGGCCUAGGGUUGGCAGACUUCACCAGAGUCCCUGGGCAUUUCUGUUUCCCAAGGUUCCCUAGGGCAGGCCCCAUUCCUCAGUGGGGUGGGGCCCCUGGUUUCCCACACUCUGUCACCCCCCACCAGGUCACUGGGGGCUGUGAUGUGUGGGGUUGCCAUGACAACAAAGUGGGGGCAGGGCACCUAGGGCAUGGAGCAAGACUAUGGAAGUCACCAAGAAGGUGGGGGGCCCUGAUCCACCGGGCCCCCAAGGCCACCCCUCGGCCAGCAGCCAGCAGCCAGGGGGUGGCCUCAGAAGGUCUGAGGGACCAUGGAUAAACUCAGGAUCUGUGUACUUCAGGCAGGGGUUGUCCUUGUCCCCUGAGGCCAUCACUGAUAGGACCUGCGGCCCUGCCUCCCAGGCCCAUGCCCCUGACCUUGUUCACCAGCUACACCAGGAUCCUGCUGACAUUGGCUCCCAGUGUGUCUGUGAGAGGGCCUCCCAAGAUGCCCCAAGACCCCCCUCUACUAGCCCGUUUCCAAGCUCCAUCGUGGGAACCCCAACGCAUCUCAUCAUGGAGAACAGGACCCUGGCCCUCCCUGUGUGCACACACAGUGACAGCACCAGUGACACGGUCCAGCAUGGAUUCUGCCGCUUCCGGGUUCAGGCGCAGGUUGCACGGCAGGGCAAAGCUCCCGCUAAAGUCCUGGUAGGCUGGGGCAAAUGCCCCUGUAGCCCUGACCAGGUAGCCCCCUUGGGCAGCAGGAAGAGCAGGUGGCUACCCUAUCUCCUUUCAGGGGACGAGGGCUCGGCUGCAGGCCAAGAUCCUCUUCUGGCUCCAGGCCAAGGUCAGGGCCAGGACAAGUGCCCAUGUCCGGCCCAGACUCCUCCAACUCCAACUCAGGCAAAUGCUCUAGCUGUGGCUCCAACUCCAAUGCCAGAAGUAGUUGAAACUUAUACCUGCAUCUCUGGCCACUUGACAGACACCACUAUCACAACCAAUGGCCUGUCCCAAGACCUCCUCCCCAGCAAGAGUGACAACCCGUGGCCAGUCCUCUUGGAGUCUUCCAAAGUGGUCUCAUCCCUCCAGGACAAAGUGGAUUUUGGUUUUCAGAAGGAGCCUCCCAACCAAAUGCCUCCUCCAAAUGAGUCCUCAGACCAUGUCCAGGAGGUCAAGGCUGCCAGAACACAGGUGUUAUCCAACCUGCCUGAGAACCCAGUGGAGAAGCCCCAGGUUUGUACCUCUAGGCCAGGCAGCCCAACACCAGGCUCAGGGCCCCCAGGGACCCCUAAGUCCCAGAGGAAUAGCCAGGAGAACUGCAGCUCUCAGCCAGACCAGCAGCCUCUCAACAUUUGCAACAAUACCUACUCCAAUGUGCCCCAGUCUGCCUACCCAGACUCCUGCCACAAGCAGUCACCUGUCCAGUCUCCCGGGGAAGCCAACCAGAUUCCCCCCUCCACUGCCCCUACUUGCCAGCUCCAGAAUGCUGUGGAAGACCGCGUGCUGGUGUUCGAUAUGGCCACGGGGAACACCAGGAUGGGGCUGCUGUGCCAUGACCCCACGGGUUCACGGGCAGUGCUGCUGGGUGUCAUGCCCAACCACCCAUCUGUCUAUGUUCCCGAAAAUGUGUUGUCUGCUCCACCAUUAGGCAUGCCCAUCCUUUCCCCUGACAACAAUCACCCCAACUUCUGGUCCACCUCGCCCAUGCUGUCCAGCCCUGCACCCUCCAGCCUCUCAGCUGGAAGCUACCGAGAGGUGGCCCUGGUUUCCAAGGAGGGCAGGCUCAACUUGGAGUUGCGGGACUCCCCGGGUACUGAGACACCCAUCAGGGUGUUCACUCGGCCCAUUCCACUGGGGAUGCCCCUCCAAUUCGGGGAGAGGAGAUUGAGCCAUGUUCACGAUCCGGGCUGCUCCAAACUUGAUGCAGAAAAAAAUGAAACUAGUCAUACCAUUUGGAAGCUGGACCCCUCCAGGAUGCAGGACACCUCCACGGUCCAGCCCAAGAAACUGCAGUGGAUGAUCUCAGAGCAGCCCGCAGAGCCUGCUCCUCAGGCCCCAACCCAGGAGGUGUCCAGACCUCUGCUUCAGGACGAUAUAGGCAAACAUGACCAGAAAGAGGUCCUUACUGCUCAUCCUGACAGCCUUGGGGCUGAGGGUGCUGGGCAGGCCUUCCCCAGCGGUCAGCCGCCUCUAACUGAACAGCAUCCCCUUUCUGGACAGCCCCCUCCAAUUUGUCAGCCUCCUCCUGAUGAGGAGUGCUCCCUCACCAGGCAGACCCGCUUUUCUGGACAGCCACUCCUGGCCAAGCAGCCUCCCUCCCCCAGGCAACUCCCCCUUUCCCGUCAGGUCCCUGUCACUGGAACCUCUCUUGCCAGGCAGAUUUCUCUCACUGGGCAGCCUCCCUUUCCCCAAGAACCCCCCAUUUCCAAAGAGCCCAUCGUCCCAGGAAGGCCCCCCAUCACCAGGGAGACUGGCCAGGCCUCCACCUUGUGCCAGGAAGGGGAGCCCUUGAGCUUGCCAGCCCACGUUGGGGUGCUUCAGGUGCCCCUGGCCCCCGAGGAGACCUGUGUCUACAUGAGCAGGGACAAGGUCGGCGUCAGAGCUGCUGAAAGCUCCAGCACACAUCGGGUGCCAUCCUGGCAACGCGGAAGCCCCCCCAGCACCCAGGGGGAGCAGUUUUCCCUGGUCACAUUCUCCACACCCGGCACUGGCUACAAGGUCCUGCCCGUGGCCAUGGUGGGCGCCGAGCCGCAGGGUCCCCAGUUCAAGCUGACACCCGAGGACAUCUCACACCCAUCAGUGCUUCCCCACCUUGGCCUGCUCCGUGGGGCCUGCUACGAGCUGGUGCCCACCGCGGGUACUCUGUCAGUGCAGUCCCCGCUGCUCUGCCGUCACUCGCUGGGCCCCUACCAGGACAUGGCAGCGGUGGUGAUUGACACAGGCACCGGCUUCACCAAGUGCGGACUGGCUGGGGAGGACCACAUCCUCAGCGUGGUGCCCUCACGUGUCCAGCUGCUGCAGCACCCGGCCCAGGAUGAGCCCCGGUACACGGUGCCCGAGAACCAGGAGGCCGCCUAUUCGGUGCUGAAUCGAGGCGUGGUCUCCGACUGGGAUGCCCUGGAGGUGCUGUGGCAGCACCUGUUUUACUGCAGGCUGGGCGUGCGGCCGGAGGAGCUGGCGGUGCUUGUGGCCGAUUCGCCCAUCUCGCCGCGCACCAACCGAGAGAAGGUGGCUGAGAUCCUCUUCGAGCGCUUCCACGUGCCGGCCAUGCAGACGGUGCACCAGGCCCUGCUGGCGCUCUAUGCCUACGGGCGCACCACCGGGCUGGUGCUGGGCAGCGGCCACGGCACAUCCUACGUGGCACCUAUCCUCACUGGGGAUCUGGCCCCCCUUGACACCUACCGGCUGGAUGUAGCUGGGGCUGACCUCACCGAAUAUUUGGCUCAGCUGCUGCUGGCGGGGGGCCACUCACCGCCCAAGGUGGGGCUGGUCAACCAGAUUAAAGAGGCCUGCUGCUACGUGGCCAUGAACAUGACAGCUGAGGUGGCCCGCACCCAGACCCAAGCCCGGGUGGACUUCGUGCUUCCAGACAAGCAUGUCAUCACCCUGGGCUCCGAGCGUUUCUGCUGCCCUGAGGCCCUCUUCCAGCCCAGUCUGCUGGGCCUCAACCAGCCUGGCCUCCCGCAGUUGGCCCUCCUGAGCAUCAGCAGGCUGGAGGCCAAGCAGCAGGAGGAGCUGCUGGCCAAUGUGGUGCUGGACGGCGGCAGCACCCUGAUCAAUGGCUUUCCCGAGCGCCUGCGGCAGGAGCUGGGCCCCCGAGCCACUGUGCUGGGCUCUCCCCAUCGCGCUGUCGCUGCUUGGCUUGGAGGCUCCAUCAUGGCAUCCCGGGACUCCUUCCAGAGCCUGUGGCUCAGCCGCCGUGAGUACGAGGAGGAGGGCCCGUGGGCCAUCUACAAGUACCAUCUGUGAGCGCAUAAAAGUUCUCGUUC